Rhea pennata is the source of this 1917-nucleotide messenger RNA. It is a transcript of the gene SLC39A5, whose product is annotated as solute carrier family 39 member 5. Gene Ontology annotation, cellular component: plasma membrane. NCBI's taxonomy places the organism in Eukaryota, Metazoa, Chordata, Aves, Rheiformes, Rheidae. Gene Ontology annotation, biological process: intracellular monoatomic cation homeostasis; zinc ion import across plasma membrane. Bases 1 to 1917 code for a protein of 638 amino acids. Gene Ontology annotation, molecular function: monoatomic cation:bicarbonate symporter activity; zinc ion transmembrane transporter activity. The record is from RefSeq and is a predicted model, not a curated record. The transcript has 9 exons.
AUGGGCCCCCGCGGGCGCCUCCUGGCCUGCCUCUGGCUGCUGGCGCUGCCGGGGGCGCGGGGGGCGCCGGGGGGGCUGCUGGCGCUGCCCGAGGACGCGGCGCAGGAGCACGGCUACUACCUGCGGCAGCUCUUCGGGCAGUACGGGGCCAACGGGACGCUGCCCUUCGAGGGGCUGGCGCGGCUGCUGCUGAGCCUGGGGCUGGGCCGGGUGCAGGUGGUGCAGAUCCAGCACGAGGAGCUCGGCCACGGCCACGUCAGCCACCUCGACCUCCUCGAGGUGCAGGAGGACAAGCACCGCCACCGCCACCCGGCCUGGGAGCACGGCGGGGCCGAGGCCAGCGCCCCGCCGCCCACCGCGGCCCCCGCGGCCUGGGGGCGCCCCGCCAGGUACCCCGGACCCGGGGCGUCCCCCAGCUUCCCAGGUCACCGCCCUGCCCGUCCAGUUGCACCGGAGCCUCCCGCAGUCCUGGAGCCCCCCUGGAGCAAGCAGGGGGUGAAGAUCUGGAGGGAGCCAGCACCCUCCGAGCCCCCCGGCUCCAGGGCCACCCCUGGGAGCCGUGGGGACCCCUCGGCGCCCUGGCGGGACCAGCCCAGCCUGAGCCUGCUGGGGAGGGUGCUGGGGCUGGACCACUCCGUCUACGGCCACCCGCACGAGGACUGCCUCAACGUGACGCAGCUGCUGCUGAAUUUUGGGCUGGCCUCGGUGGCCCGGCUCACGCCGGAGCAGUUCUCGCUGCUCUGCCCGGCCCUGCUCUACCAGAUCGACAGCCGCGUCUGCAUCCAGCACAGCGACGAGGUGACGCCGCCACCCCCGGGGGGGGCCCUGUGGCCAGCGCUGGGCUGGGGGCUGCUGGCCGUCGCCUUGCUCAGCCUGCCCUCCGCCCUGGCCGUGCUCCUCGUGCCGCUGCUGAGCCGCGGCGCCUUCCGCUCGCUGCUCUCCUUCCUGGUGGCGCUGGCGGCGGGGACGCUCUGCGGGGACGCCCUGCUGCACCUCUGGCCCCACGCCCAGGGGCGGCACGCGGAGACGCCGGCGCAGCUGGGGGCUGCGGAGCUUCGGCAGGGGCUGGCGGUCCUGGGGGGCAUCUACCUGCUCUUCCUCACGGAGCUGCUCCUGGGGAUGCUGCGGCGGCGCCGGGAGGCCGCGGUGAGAGCCGGGCGGGCGCCACGGCGGGCGCGGGGACCGCAGGAUCCUGCUGCGUGCCCGAUGCCCGGCUCUGCUCUCCUCCAGCAGCGCAGGGCAGCGAGCAGCUGCCCCCCAAGAGAGACCCCCUGCUCGGCUGCCCCGGCACCAGGGGCCGAGCUGCGGCGUCUGACGGCCCCCGAGCUAGAGCUGGGCCUCCCCGGGGCGGCCGAGCCCCAUGGACACCCCCACGGAGACCCUCAUGGACACUCCCACGGCCCCAUGCUGCCCUCCAGGCCAGGGGCCACCGACUUUGUCUGGAUGGUGGUGCUGGGGGACGGGAUCCACAACCUGAUGGACGGGUUGGCCAUCGGCACUGCCUUCUCCCACAGCCUCUCCGGCGGCCUCAGCACGGCGCUGGCCGUGCUCUGCCACGAGCUGCCCCACGAGCUGGGCGACCUGGCCGUGCUGCUGCAGUCGGGCGCGUCGCCCCGCGCCGUCCUGCUCCUCAACCUGCUCUCGGCCCUGCUCUCCUGCCUGGGGGCUGCGGCGGGGGCCGCCGUGGGGCAGGGUGCCUCGCACCUCGCCCCCGGGCUCCUGGCCGCCGCCGCCGGCCUCUUCCUCUACGUGGCCCUGGCCGACAUGCUCCCCGAGGUGCUGCGGGGCGCCGAGGCCGCCGCCGGCGGCUCCUGGGGCCGCUUCGCCCUGCAGAACGGCGGCUUCCUCCUGGGCAGCGGCAUCAUGCUGGGCAUCGCCCUGCUCGAGGGCCGCGUCAGCGCCCUGCUGCAGCCCUGA